UGCGGUUCGCUUUAUUUUCUGCAUGGGUGGAUCGGAUACGGAAAACUGCAUUUAGGAAGUUAAGGAUUUGUUACCAAUAGAUAAAGCACAUGGUGCGGAUUUACUGGAUAUUGCUGGUUCCUGCUAUAAUAAUUUACAAGGCCUAUUAACGACAGGCCUCAGGUGAGUGCCUGUCCAAUCUAUUACUACCCUAGUUGUUGGACUACUUGGUUCUCUCUUUCCCAUUUUAUAUUGCUGUACGGAGUUUAUUGGCGGUAAAACAAACUGCAGCUGGUUAUGGCAAUACGACUUAGCAACGGUGCGAAAGUUUUCAUACGGACAGGAGGCGGCAGGCGGUGUGGCUUGUUCUGGUAGGGCGUUUAGCAGCGCUCAUCUUCAAUCAUUCGUUUGGGAGGCGUGAAGCUACAAUUAUAUUAGAAUCAAGGCUUCUUAUUGACAGCCUACAGGUUAGUAGCUGUCCAAAAUUUGUACGCUGGUUUAUUGGUGCUGUGCAAGAUAUUUUUCAUUUUCAUUGAUCGACGGUGUCGGUGCUAACGCAACGGGAAACGGCUGAACCCUACGAGGUGGCGAUCGUUGUGAACCAUCAGAGCGGAGGACGUUGGAGAGUGAGAAGGCUGACAAAAAAGGGCCAAAAGGUCUGGUUGAUUGGUUUGAGUAUGGCCACACCAGUUAAGGAAAAAGUAAAAAAGCGGGAAACCAGUUAAGGAAAAAGUAAAAAAGCGGAAGGCGGAAAGAAUGAUUCGAUUUGUCAGUAUUGCAGUGAAAUGCAUAGUUUGGUUCGGUGUACAAAGUUUCAGAGUCUCGGGCUCAAAGAAAGGUUGGAUUUCAUCAACAGCAAGCGAUUAUGCAGCAACUGUUUCAAAGCGGGUCACUGGGUACGAGAUUGCAGCUCAAGGUUCAGCUGUAGAACUUGCGGUAGGAAGCAUAACACCAUGAUACAUCCUGGUUUUCAACCAGGUAACGGGGGAAACAACAACGAUAAAAUUUUGGACGGAAAUAAAACAGCAAAUGGCUCAGGACGGAGAGAUAAUGCAGCUCGUUCACAUGUGGUUGCAGAAACGCAAGUGGUGGAACAGAAAGAAGGAUGGAACAGGAUCACAGAUCAAUGUCAUGAGUGAGCGACUUUGCCAAAUGCUAAAGCUGAAAUGGAGAUCUAUAUGUGUUCCAAUAACAGGGGUUGGACAGUCGGAAUCCAUAGCGAGGCAUGCAAUUAAAACAACAAUUAGUUCGAGAAUUAGCGAAUUUUCUAUUGGCUUGGAAUUUUUAAUACUGCAGCGGGUGACGGCAGAAAUUCCUUCGAAGACAGUUUGUAUUUCCCAUUGGAAUAUUCCUAAAGAUAUUCAACUGGCGGAUCCACAGUUCAACAUUAGCGGUCGCAUCGAUUUGCUACUCGGAGCAGAACAUUUCUUCAGUUUCCUGUAUGAGAAUAAAAUGGAGAAGAUAGUCCUGGGUCCUCAGCUACCAAUAAUCGUAAAUUCCGUUUUCGGGUGGAUGGUAACUUGAAAAGAUGCGAGUGUACAGGCAGGAAGCGUGGUUCAGUGUUGUAUGGCAACCACCACCGAGAGUAUUGAGGAGCUGUUGGAAAAAUUCUGGAGAGUUGAAAGUUGUGAGGACCAUCCGGCAUGGUCAAAGGAGGAACAGGACUGUGAGGAGCAUAUUAGGGCUACGCAUUCAAGAUCAGAGGAGGGUCGCUACGUCAUUCAGUUACCGAAAUGUGUCAAUUGGGACCACAUGCUUGGUGAGUCACGAGUAACAGCGUUGAACAGAUAUAGGAAAUUGGAAAACCGGUUGGAGCAUGACAUUAAUAUGAAAGAGCAGUAUCAUGCUUUCAUGAAAGAAUACUUGGCUAUGGGGCACAUGCGGUUAUUAACUCAAGCGGAACAGCUGGAGGAGAGCAAAGGAUUGGAACGGCCAAGAGUUUAUUAUUUGCCUCACCACGCUGUGGUUAAAGAAUCCAGUUUCACUACGAGGGUACGCGUCGUAUUCGAUGCUUCGGCGCGUACGGAUAGCGGGUACUCUCUAAACAAUAUUCUUCUCAAGGGACCCCAAAUACAGGAUGAUUUGUUUAUUCUAUUGAUACGUUUCCGUAAGCAUGAAGUGGCGCUUGUAGGAGACGUAGAGAAGAUGUAUAGGCAGAUACUUCUGGACACAAAGGAUAUACUCCGGCUAAGGAUAUUUUUACGUUUCACGAAGGAUGGUCCCAUUGACGUCUACGAGUUACUUACUGUAACAUAUGGACUCACCCCUUCGUCCUUUUUAGCAACACGGGCGUUGCAGCAAUUGGCAGAAGACGAAGGAAAGGAGGGCACAAAGUCUCGGUCGGCACUGCUCAAAGACUUAUAUGUCGACGACUACAUUGGCGGAGCCUCAACUGUCGACGAGGCUAUCGAGCUGCGGAAGGAUUUGACAUCCUUGAUGGCGAAAGGAGGAUUUCCAAUUAGAAAAUGGUGUUCUAAUAGACCAGAAGUUCUGUCCGGUAUACCGGAGGAUCAACUAGGAACUAUUCUUACAAUAAAGUUUGAACUAAAUCCCGAAGAAAAGGUUCAAACGCUUGGUAUUACGUGGAAGCCGAAAGCGGAUCAGCUGAAGUUUUGCUACCAGGUAGGAGCUUAUGAAGGUAAAUGGACCAGAAGACGCAUACUAUCGAUAAUAGCCAAACUAUUCGAUCCCCCGGCUUGAUUUCGCCCGUGGUGGUUACUGCCAAGAUAUUCAUGCAGCAGUUAGCUUUGCUGCAAACUGGCUGGGAUAUUACCGUACCACCAGCACUAGAGCGAAAAUGGAGAGAAUUUUAUGGACAACUCUUUUUGUUAGAAGAGUUUAGUAUACCCAGGUUUUCUUUUGUAGCAGAUUACAUCGACGUUCAGCUUCACUGUUUCGCCGACGCUUCGGAUUUAGCUUAUGGGACAUGUCUGUAUGUUCGUUCAAUGAAUAAUCAAGGCAACGUACGCAUUGAGCUUCUAGCAUCAAAAUCUCGUGUGGCCCCUCUGAAACGAUUGACCAUCCCUCGAUUAGAGCUCUGCGCGGCUAGAGAAGCCGCUCGUCUGUUUCAGGUUGUUAUCAAAGCUCUUUCGUUGGAUAACGUGCAGGAAUUUUUUUGGUCAGAUUCAACUGUGGUUCUGCAUUGGAUAAAGGCGCCACCCAGUACUUGGAAAACAUUUAUAGCAAACCGAGUAUCCACUAUCCAGACAGCAACCUUCGGGCAUCCCUGGCGUCAUGUGAUGGGUAAGGAGAACCCCGCCGAUCUGGUUUCUAGGGGAAUGGCUGUCAAGGAUUUGUUAAGCAGCGACCGUUGGAAACACGGACCAUCGUGGUUGCGGCAGGCGCCAUCAACAUGGCAGCAGGUAGAGUCUGAAUUAAUACCUCAAGAAGUGGAUAUGGAGCCCAGAGUCAUCGCUCAUGCGAACAUCGUCGCGAAAGCACCUAAUUUUAUUUUCUCUGUACGGUCUUCAUUUCUUCCAAUGGUAAGUAUUGUCGCUUUUUGUUUGCGAUUUGCGGAAAAUUGCCGGAAAUCCACCCAACGAAACAACUCGUUAUUUUUAACAGUAAAUGAGAUCAAUUAGCAAAAAUGUUACUUGUGCGGCUAGUUCAAGAGGAAUGUUUUCCAGAGUAAAUCAAGACGUUAAAGAAGCAUCAUCAAAUUCCAUACCAAUCCUCAUUGAAACUUCUUUGUCCCUUUCUGGAUAAUGAGUGCAUUAUCCGAGUUGGCGGUUUGCAGCACUCUCUUGAGAAUUAUGCCACGAAACAUCCCGCAGUUCUUCCAAAAUCACAUAUAUACACCCGCCUGCUUAUCGAGCAUUACCAUCUUCAAACCCAUCAUGGAGGAUGCCAAGUUACACUCGCCGUUAUGAGACAAGAAUUUUGGCCAGUUCAUGGCAAAAGAGCGGUAAGCGCUGUACUCAGAAAAUGCCAUAAAUGUUUCCGUUCAAACCCCACAUCAAUACAACAACCCAUGGAACAGCUGCCAUCUACUCGAGUACGCCCAGCAAGACCAUUUCAAAUAACUGGUGUUGACUUUUGUGGCCUCUUCUAUUUGAAACCCCCACACCGAAGAGCAGCCCCCACCAAAUAUUACAUAUCGGUCUUCAUAUGCUUCACGACCAAGGCUAUACACCUUGAAUUGGUUAUGGAUCUUUGGAUCUUUCAACAGCCGGAUUCCUAUCUGCGCUACGACGGUUCAUUGGACACCACGGAUUACCGUCGCAAAUUCAUUCCGAUAAUGCAACUAAUUUUCAAGGUUCGAAGCAUGAACUACACGAACUGUAUAGGAUCCUCAACAGUAAAUCUGGCCAGCAAAUUAUCGGAACGGAACUGUCCCACCAAGGAAUCACCUGGCACCUAAUUCCACCCCGCGCUCCCAAUUUCGGUGGAUUAUGGGAGGCAGCAGUGCGAUCUGCAAAGACCUGCCUGAAAAAAGAAAUAGGUACCAGCCAAUUGAGUCAUGAGAACUUUUGCACCUUGCUUGUACAAAUAUCGGCCGCUUUGAACUCUAGACCUCUAGCCCCCUUGUCGAACGACCCAAGAGAUCUAGAUGCCCUUACGCCAGCCUAUUUUUUAAUCGGGUCAUCAAUGAAAGCUAUUCCUGAUGCCGAUCUAACCGCCAUACCCACAAACCGCUUAGACCAUUAUCAGCAACGCCAACAGAUGUUUCAAAGGUACUGGCAGCGCUGGAGUCAAGAAUACAUCACUGGCCUACCGCAAACAAACAAAAAUCUUCAACCCAAUACCAUUAAAAUUGACAGCAUCGUGAUUCUUCGGGAGGACAAUUUGCCUCCCCUACAAUGGCCCCUAGCAAGAAUAAGUGAAGUGCACCCUGGAGCAGACGGAGUUGUACGAGUUGUCACUGUCAGGACUGCUAAAGGGACAUACCACCGUCCAGUUAACAGAAUUUGUCCAUUGCCUCAUGAAGAUGCGGUCGACACAUCUUUAGAUAUAAAUGAUAAGUAGAUUUAAGCAAUUAUUAAGAAAUUUUGUUGAAAUUAAGUUUCAAGGCGGGCGGAAUGUUUAGUGUUAGACAUUUAACUGUUAUAAACUAAGCACACACAGAAGACAUUUACUGAAUUCACCCUAAUAUUAUAAUAAACUCUGAGCACAAAUGUACGAAGACAGAUCACAGGCACGAUAUCAGUAUCUGAGAGGAUCAGUAUCAAGCCGAUUGCCCAACAAGGAAGGUUAAAAUACAGUCGCGCGUGCGCUAUUUUUAAAAUUUCUAUAAACGGCUAGUUUCGUAUCUCCGAUAACAAAAUAGUUUGAACAAAAAUAACACAACGUAGGAUUUAUAUAUUCGUAUAAGUAAAGGUCACUCUGGCUCAAUCAACGAACCAACAUUCCCCAACAUAUACCUUCACCAUAAUUGGUCAUUAUUUUGUUGACCAUAUAAAAGGUUUGUGAACCAUCAGUUAAGAAUUACUGUGACAAAGCAAUUUUGAAGCAUUCUCAAUUGAUUGUCCAGCAAUAGAACAAAUGAAACGUGUGAAAAUAAAUAUAUCCUUCAUUGUACCUGAUUGCAAUACCUCUCAGAAGAUACCUUUCUUUUUCGUUUGGCUCGGAUUUUGACAUGUUCGUUUGGCUCACAACAUUCUCUUCGCAUAUCUCUCCCUCUGAGUAUUGCUAGUCUACACAUGAUAAGUAGAAUAUGGUACAACCACAGAGAAACAAACAAAAUGAUUUGAACAAAUUUCCAAUAAAAUCAUCGUUCGAAUAAAGGCCUAAACACAAUGUACACGUUGCGGCUGCGUUUGCGGCAAUUUGACAAAUAGCCCAUACAUUUUCUGUCAAAUUAACGUCAACGCAACGCAAACGUAUCCAUCCGUUAGUAAAGGCCCAAACACAAUGGAUACGUUGCGGCUGCGUUUGCGGCAAUUUGACAGUUAGCCCAUACAUUUCCUGUCAAGUUAACAUCAACGCAACGCAAACGCUUCCAUUGUGUUUAGGCCUUAACACUAGCACCAUCUGCUGCCGUGUUCGCGCUGUGUCUUGUAUUUCGACAUCAGUGCUAGCGUACAUGCGUGUGUCAAAUUGGGAACCACAAAAUAUGUAUGAGAUUGCAUGACAGCACCCCAGGCGGCGUGUCGCGCGAGGGAAAUCGUUUUUUGUGGCGAUGGAGUUAAGUUUCAGUGUUACGUCUGUUAGUUUGUGGUGUAACGGUUUGAUCAAGAAGUAGGCGCGUGCAUUUUUUUGUUUUGUUUUGAAGAGUUGGAGAGCAUCACUACGCAACAGGAAGAAACUUUUGCUUGUUUGUUUGUAUAUUCUUUCUCACCAGGAAAAGGAAUAUCACAAUUUUCUUGUUACCUUGUGAGGCACUUUUGAGAAGCACAAAUCUUGAUGACAACUAGGAGCUAGACCACUUUAUUUUUAAUAGAAAUAUUUCGGUAAUAGGGGAACUGCUCCAUUAUUCAUCUCAGCAUAUAUAUUCAUCUCAUACAACAUGAAAACACAAUUGGAAACAGGAAAAAAACGCAUAUUGUCUAACUAAACCAAUCUGCUAAUCCAUGGAAUGGAUUCUUCUUAGUUCAGUUUAAAUUUCUCAUAAAUUAGAAUCCUCAAAAACUCACUUAAAAGCUCUAAAUUUGAUAUUAUAGUCGGGCAUCUGCACUCGAAAACUGAUUUAAUUCAAUCACCUACCUCAGAAAACAAAAUCCGCACAUUGUUCUAUACGGCUACAACGGGACUCGUCCAGCAGCCAACCAAAGUUUUUUUCAUCACUAGCGGACCACUUUUUAUUUUAAUCACUAAACAAAAUCACUCACUACACUAAAAAUACCUUAAUCUUUGAAACGUUCACCUCAAAUUCCAAAAAACAAGCUUGAAUUAGCAGAAAUAUAUGAGAUGAAUUUUUACAAUUCCCUAAUUUCAACUGAAUGUAUUUUCAUCUGUUUUCACUGCGUUGAAGAAAAUCAAAAUUUUUAAAUCAGUUUCUGUUAAUACGAAUAAAUCAUACUGAAACACAUAACAUAAUUGACAUAAAUCGACAGCACUGCAGUGGUUACCUAGGUUACCAAUUUUGCACCUAAACAACUACAGCGAAUAUCUAGAUAGCCUACUACGACGGGCUGCGGCUACGUUAAUUCAUGAUAAUGUGAUUCUUUCAUGAUUAACAGUGUGAUGAAUAUGGGGGCGUUGUGAGAUGAAUAAUUGAACAGUGAUUUAUGUUUUGAGAUGGACAUGAGAGCGUUGUGAAAAAUGGUUUGUUUUACAAAAUUCAGGAUAAAUAUAGCUAAGUUUACAAAAUAUACAAUGCUGAACGAUUCCAUAAGAGCACGUAAGCGUAUUUUGUUUAUUUGUUCAAUGAUUUCGUGAAAAUUUGGUGUCUAAUCCGUGCAUUCUUCGUGAAUAUCGACUUAAUGAGAUGAAUAAUGGAGCAGUUCCCCUAUUAAAUGAUAUUGGUGAAUAUAUUUUGUUAUUUAUCGUUUAUCUGUAACAUUCAUAUCACUCUGACAAUAUUGUUAUGUCAAGGAGUGGUGAUAUAGGCAGACUACUGCCUGAAAGUGCAACAAUUGAUUCUUUGUAAUAUCGGAUAUUAGCAAUAUUUCGCAAUUUAUCAAUAGUGUCUUGCACCUAGGAUAACAAGAUAUGUAAAGUUGUCAUACAUACAAUUUGAAUGCAUCUAAAUGAUCGAGAAAUUUGAGCGUCCCGUUUUCCAUUUUAUUCAGAUGAUACCUACUCGGAUACUGAUUAGUCAACAGACCUAUGUAUAAUUACCUCAUAUCAAGAUCAUUUUUCCCAAGAUUUAGUAUGGUCCAGGCUCAUAUUACACUUUGUCUUAUAAAUCUUUUAGCUUUUGGCAUUACAGUUUGACUCUUCCUAGACAUUUCUUAAGUUAUUAUUUUAAUCCUCAGAGCGCACUCCGAAACUCCACCAAAUGGUUACGAACCAAUAGAUAUGAUCCUGAACCUUCUCUUGCUUAACUGUCGGCUUUUUCAUUUCAUUCAAUACCACGAUGGCUAGGCACUUCGUUCCUUCUAGCCAAUUGUCUUAAGCCUGUAGUACACUCUUUGUCUAAUGGUCAAAUUUAUCUGACAUCAUGGUAGUUGUUUGCCCGUGUUUGCCCCAUGUUAAAAUUGGAGAGUGACAAACAAUUAUCUUUGACCAAAUUUUUAUCUGUCAAAAAGUGACAAAUAUUUGACGCUUGGUCAAAGAGUGUAAUACAGGCUUUAAUAAAAGAAUAUUAUAUUCCCACACUGGUUUCGAUUUACAUGUGAAAGAUUUAAGCGUUUUGGGUGCUGCUGCUAUCGGAAAAUAUGCAGAUUUUUGCAAAUUUGUAUUUUCUUUUUGAACAGAUAUCAAAUUAUUCAGUAAAAGCAUUAAUUUCUGUUAAAAACCCGUUGGAUUAUGCCCCAUUUGUAUAACUUUACUGAUUCCAUGGCCAACCACCCCUGCUCCAGUAUUUCCACCCAUUUUCGACCCAUCGGUAUGGACCAUCACAUUUCCGACAGUAAGUGGUAACUUUGUUCACGUUUUGGAUUUAAGCGGUAUCCAUAAAUAACGUAACGCUCAUAGGGGGAGGGGGGUAUCCUUGAGCACUACGAUUUGUUACACAGGAGAGGGGUGAGUUCAGCGUUACGUAACAAAAAAUCUCUGGAAAGACUCUCCAAAAACAUCUUCAUCACGCAAAUCCUUCCACAGCGUUGCGUAAUUCAUAGAGGGGGGUAAGUGUUGGCGUUACGUUUCCUGUGCGUAGUGAAAAUACUGCUCAAUCUAAAACCAGUCAUUCCGCAUCUUAUGUUCUGAACUCACAUUUCAUAUAAAAUAUGAUUCAUUUUUAAGGCUUUAUAUUAUUCACUUUUUGGUCACUAUUUAAAUGAAAACAGUCACUUAAGUCACUACAUUUCACUCCAGGUUUGCUACUUGCUCUGUAACGCUACAUGAGAAGGUCCAUACAACCUUCCGGUAUUUAAAUUAGGUGUAGGCAGUCGUUUCAAUUCUGAAAAAAGUAUGUGCAUUAAUUCUCAUAUACCCGAUUAGACCACUUAGUAAAGCAUUCGAUGCAGAAAUUUCCUCCUUCAAUGCAUUGCGUGCAACCGUCCAAAACAAACUGUCGCUGAAAGGUUAAAGUCGAUGACCUUAGCACUCGAACGUCUACUGCCGCUGGUGUGCAGCCAAAUAGAUUAGGUUAAGUCCAGCAGAAUUGUUCGAAACCGUAGCGUAACGGA
Molecule: messenger RNA, 9149 nt
Organism: Wyeomyia smithii (pitcher-plant mosquito)
Lineage: Eukaryota; Metazoa; Arthropoda; Insecta; Diptera; Culicidae
Exons: 2
Coding region: 1546-2679 (377 amino acids)
Source: RefSeq, a predicted model, not a curated record